Castor canadensis (American beaver) is the source of this 4132-nucleotide messenger RNA. It is a transcript of the gene Znf770, whose product is annotated as zinc finger protein 770. Gene Ontology annotation, biological process: regulation of transcription by RNA polymerase II. The record is from RefSeq and is a predicted model, not a curated record. NCBI's taxonomy places the organism in Eukaryota, Metazoa, Chordata, Mammalia, Rodentia, Castoridae. Gene Ontology annotation, cellular component: nucleus. Gene Ontology annotation, molecular function: sequence-specific DNA binding; DNA-binding transcription factor activity, RNA polymerase II-specific.
AUGGCUGAGAGCAAUUGAAACAUGCUACAGAUUGAGCAGUGUGCAGUAGCAAACAGAUUACCCAGAAACAGGCCCUACAUUUGCAAUAUUUGCUUCAAGCACUUUGAAACACCAUCAAAGUUAGCUAGGCAUUAUCUCAUUCAUACUGGCCAAAAGCCGUUUGAAUGUGACGUGUGUCAUAAAACCUUUAGACAACUAGUUCAUCUGGAGAGGCAUCAAUUAACUCAUAAUCUACCUUUUAAAUGUAGCAUUUGUCAACGCCACUUUAAAAAUUUGAAGAUGUUUGUGAAACACCAACAACUUCACAGUGAUACCUAUCAGAAUGAUGUUAAACAGGUCAGAAGAUUGCUGGAGGCCAAGCAAGAAAACCCAGUGUAUGGAGUGUAUAAUAUCACCACAGAGGAGAGAUGGGCCUUACCCCCAUGCUCUAACUCUGAUCCCACAGACAGCACUGCAAAGAGAAGAAAGAACAUUCAUGCGUGUGCAAUCUGUGGCAAAAUGUUUCCAUCACAGUCAAAACUUGAUAGGCACACACUUAUUCACACUGGUCAGAGGCCUUUUAAGUGUGUCCUGUGCAGUAAAUCUUUCCGACAGGCAACUCACUUAAAAAUCCACCAGCUCACACAUACAGAGGAAAGACCUUUUCAAUGUUGUUUUUGUCAAAAAAGAUUUAAGAUUCAAAGCAAACUUCUGAAGCAUAAACAAAUCCAUACCAGGAGUAAGACCUUUCAGGCUCUUUCAUUAAAGCUGAAGAAUCCAGAAUCAUGCCUCCUGCCUAAUAAAUUAAAUGCAAAGCAGGAAGGUUUCGAACAUGGUGAUAUGGGUGAAUCUGAGGAGAGUAAUCCACCUGAUGUCCACUCUAUUUACAUCGUCCCCUUUCAGUGUUCAGAGUGUGAAGAGUGUUUUGAAUCAGAGCAGAUUCUCAAUGAACACAAGUGUUUUCCUGCCAGAGGUGGCAAAAUUCCAAGCAGGCUGAAAAGAAGCUACAACUAUAAAACCAUUGUUAAAAAAAUCUUGGCCAAGUUUAAACGUGCUGGGGGUAAAAAAAUACAUAACUUUCGAUCAGUGAAAAAAGCAUAUAAAAACAGGUUCUUGAAAAAUUGUGGUCGUGUUUCUGGUGAGCAGAACUCUGAACAAACUAGGAGAACAUUCAUGGGUUCUCUUGGCAAACAUGGAACCUAUAAGACAGUUGGCAAUAAAAGAAAGAAGAGACUGACUCUACCAUUUUCUUGGCAAAAGCAAUUCCAGAGGCAGAACGUGGGGAAAAGCCUGAAAGGGCUCCUUACUGCAGAAAGCAUAUUACCAGUAGAUGGCUCUGUGAAUAGCAAAGACUUGCCAGUCUGUGCUUCGUCGGGAGAGGAGUUCUUUGAUGACUGUGAUCUGCUUCAUUGUGGGUUUCCAGUUCCAAGUGAAAGCCUUGCUAGAAAUAAGAUUUGCCCCUGUGAUAGAUGUGAGAAAGUGUUCCCUUCAAUAUCCAAACUGCAAAGACACUAUUUAAUUCACACUGGACAGAGGCCUUUUGGCUGUAAUGUUUGUGGGAAAUCGUUUAGACAGUCCGCUCACUUAAAAAGACAUCAAGUAACGCAUACUGAAAAGAGUCCCUAUAGAAGAUCUUUUUUCCAGGAUUUUGAAAAUGUGGACCAAUUCUUCACUCAUCCAAGUGAUGAUAACUAUAAUGGUUCCCAACAAUGUCAGGCUCUUGGUUUUCAAAAAUAUGAAGUUUCAGAGUCAGAUCAAAUAUCAGGGAUGGAAGUUAAGGCAGAAUCCCAGGAUUUCAUUCUUGGUACCUAUGAUAGAAAUAGGCAGCCCUAUCUCUCUAAUGCACUUUUGGAAUCAGGGCAGAGUCAUUGUUAUGGUUAUGCAGGGUAUCCUGAGAGAAAUGAUGGCCUUCUUUACCAAUGCAGUGUGUGUUGUAAAAGUUUCCGAUCCCCAUCAAAGCUGGAAAGACACUAUCUAAUUCAUGCAGGGCAGAAACCAUUUGAAUGCUCAGUUUGUGGCAAAACAUUCAGACAGGCACCGCAUUGGAAGAGACAUCAGCUUACUCACUUUAAAGACCGAUCACAAGUGAAAGUAGUAGUCUCUGACUCAGUUAUGUAACUGGGCACCAACAUUUGUGAUCUCUACUGAUUGUGUAUUUUGUCAGAAGUUGAGUGGGUUUGUAGGCACAUGCUUAUCCCACAUGAGUAAGAUCAGAGAAAAUACAGUGUGGAGGGAAAUGUAAAUCCAUGGUGUGGUACAAACAGCUCGGCCUCAUCCAUUGAACUAGUCCUCUUUUAGAUUGUAGCUGCGGCAAGUAUCCCCACUGUAUUUGUUUUACGUAAUUGUUACCUAUGACUCAGAUUUUGUUAAACAAACUUUUCUUGCAAGAGAAAAUUACAGAGCUAGUAAGUGUGAAAAUGGGUAGAAAAAUUAUAUUUGCUCGUCUUCUCAAAGCUGUUCUUGGAACUCUGGUAAUUUUGCCUCUUUUCCCUUAGGUAAUGAUUUUUCUUUUUUUUUUUUUAAAUCCGGGCUGCUGUCUGUCGUCUUCCCUAAAAGAACUUAGAAGUAGAAGAGAAGCUAGGUUGCAUCUAUGUACGUGUUAACUUACCAGGACUAUUUUCCAAGUGCCAUUAUCAUUUUGAUAGUGUAUAAUUUUGCCUUUUCAGAGCAAUAAAUGCAGGUCAUCUAUUUGCUUGUUAGUGGUUGACAGCAGUAGUCAUAGGUAAGACUCACCUAGAGAACUGCAUUUCCAGAAAGACUUUACUUAAGUAAAACUUUGUUUUACUGCCUCUUUAGUUGAGUGGUUCUAUAACAACUACCAAGUUUGCUCAAAUGGCAUGACUAUAUCUAGUUUUAGUUUUCCUCUGUGUUUUUGCAAGACACUAAUAGUAAAAAGUGUUACUUUGGUCCUUACUACAUUUUUAUUUUAAAUAAUAAGGUAGUCAUUCCUAUAGGAAUUGGAUGCUUGUAGGGUUAAGGUACCAUUUUUUUUCUGAACAAUUGUAGUAAUCACAAAAUGUCCUUUAUAUUUGCCAUAGUUUAUGAAAUCUUUUAAGGAUGACAUUUACUAGCAAUAAAAAAAAACAUUGUGUUUCAAAAGUGAAGUGGAGGUGGGUAUUUUAUGUUAGCACACAUGAAUAUAGUGAAAAGUCCUCUAUUGAAAAUACGGAUAAUUGUAAGUCCUUCAUUGUGUUCUAAGAGCUGUUUUUUUGUGAGGGAAUGUGAUGGGAUGGGUUUGGUUUGCUUGCUUUUUUUACCCCAAGUGAAUUUUAAGUAAGUUGGAUUUAACUUACAGAGUUGACAAUAUGAGUAAAAUACCCCAGUGAUGUACCUGGUUAAGGAGAAACAUCCAGCUACAGCAGAGGAAAAUCUCUUAGGUUUCCUUGAGAUACGUUUCUCCAGUGCAAGCAAGAUAUGGUUUACAGAAUUGGCUUUAUACAAAACUUUUCCAGAACACAUACGUUAUAUCAAAGCAAGGAGUCCCUAGUUCAUAUUCUCUAAGAAUAGAAGUUCAUAAUUUCAUAGAUCUGGAAUUAUGGAUUUGGGGCAUUUCCCUAAGCUGUUUAUGUAAUUUUAUUCAAAGGAAAUGUCUUACACAGUCCUUUCCCAACCUGAAUAGGGAGAGGUCCAAGGGUUGUGCUUGUAUGACUAUGAGGUUUUGUUUGCGUAAGUGAUAUACUUUUCUUUGAUCCAUGCCUUUUUUAACUGUUUCAUAUUGAAAGUUGGGAUAUUGUAAAAAUUUUGUCAGAGAUGUUCUGUAGUGCUAUUUGAAGUACCUGUAACAAAGUACUUAUUUUCCUUCAUUAUCAUUGCAAGCUUCUUAAUGGAAACUUUACAGGAAUGAGAAGAAAGUAUACAUCCAUGUUGAGAAGAUUAGGCAGAUGUUAAAUGGCGGAUUGCUGCAUGCUAAAACUGUGGGCACUCUUGAAUUAAUUACUUUGGAAUUUGGAAGAAAUACAUAAUUUUGCAGAGGGCUAGAUUUCUUUUGUUUGGGUGAUUCCAGGCUUUUGCAUGAUUCUUUACUGAAGGAGUUUGAUUAGCUGAGUUAGUAGAAUUAUUAUUGUUGAUUUGUAUUGCAAAUGUAUGUGUUGAUGGGAUGUAGAUGGUGAUAAAAAUUCUUGAAAAAUAAAAUUUCAGAAUAUUUUAAAAAUAA